CGCACAUAUCAAAGAGGGCAGAAUUAUAGGCCAAAAGCUUUCGGCUUGGAAGUCUGCGCUAUGGAAAAGCCACGAGUGCGACUUCCGCCUGAAGUGGCCGAGGAUUCCUCCGACUUGGAGUUUUGGCGCAGCGAAAGCUGGGUGCAGCUCUGGAGUGCUCAGCCGCUACUCCUGCCGCUGCCGGGCACCGCUGCUGACCUGGUCCGUAAGGCCUUGCUGCCUGGGUCGAAGGUGGACUUUCCACAGAUCACCGAGAUUUGUGAGCUCAUUUCUGAAAAACCACAGGAGGCAUCAGAAGCCAUCCGGCUUCUGGUCGCAGCCAUGCGUGACAAGGACGUUCCAUUUCGGAAGAAGUUGAAGGCAUUGACCAUCACAAAUGAAAUGCUCUACGAUGAACGUGCAGUUCUGGGCUUUCGAGAGGUGCCUGGCCUCCAGCCAGCCUUGACCACCUUGCGUGCGGUGAAAGAUUCGGGCCUCUCUGAGUAUGUCGAUGAAAACCUCCGCAUGCUUGCCACAGAGGUCGAAAAGGUCUGCUUCUCUGAGUCGGGCGGCUCCCAGGGGCAUGCCUCGCGGCUCCGGAACUUCGGCAGCGCCGUGCGGAACAACCUCGAGGCCGCGGGCUUCGCACGAUCCCCGUCGAGGCACAAAGGAGAAGGAGCAGGCUGAGCACUGCUACAUCGGUGGAAGCGCCUUGUGCGUCCUCCCAAAGGGUGCUCAAAGCACGGUCGACCGGCGACAUCCCUUGUGGGAGAAUCAUGAUUUGUGGGCUUGGUCCAAUCAACAUCCCUGUGGGACACGUGUGCGCAUCACAUGCAACGGCAUAGUAUAUAAGUACCUAGUGAUGGUCGUGCAUUCGGAUACGGCGAGAGGCAAUGGACGGCAACGGUGGACCUUUCAGACGACAGGGACGGCGGUCGGCAGUGGUGGGCUCCACCCGGAGACCCGCCACGGAAGUAUUCGUUGGGCAAACUUUGUUCAUCAGACCCGCUAGCCACUUGAUCUUUGACAUUCUCAGUGGUUCCGAAAUGUCAACCCAUUACCGUGUCACAUCAAGACGUGCAGUGUAGCCUUUUUUGAUCUUUUUUGUGUCGAG
This is a messenger RNA of Durusdinium trenchii, 1093 nucleotides long. The record is from the annotation of a GenBank genome assembly. NCBI's taxonomy places the organism in Eukaryota, Dinophyceae, Suessiales, Symbiodiniaceae.